AAAUUUUUGCAAACUUUUUGAAACCUUUCAUCAUUCCAUUUUGACAUUUCUGUUAAGUUUGCUGGUAGAGAUAGAUCGCGGAAUGGAACAGGCCAACUCGGACAUUCCCGGAAUCCCGGAAAAAAACAUCUGGACGCUAUCGACUGACGGGAAUCCUCGAUCCGGAUCAUCUGCUAGACGCGAUCACGGAAAAGACGGCCUCGACGCAUUGUCUUACCGUGGAGCGCUGUGGCCAGAGGAGAACGUCGCGUGCAACAAGUUCAACUCGAAGAUCAUCCAGGAACGCGCUGAUGGCUCGGGAGCGUCGGAGUCGGAAAUCUUCAUCUGGGAUCUGAACAUCACGGCGGCGCCGAUGAGCUUAGGAACGAAGGCGCAACCGUUUGAGGAUGUUCAGGGUCUCACGUGGAACCGACGGGUCCAGCAUAUCCUGGCCUCCAUCUCCAGCUCGUGUUGUGUCAUCUCCGUUCAACUGUGGGAUCUCCACUACGCGACUGCCCCCACCAAAACCUUCCACAUCCACCAGCGGGGUGUCCUCGGUCUGACCUGGUGCCCGAAGGAUUUCGAACUGGUCGCUUCCUGCGGCAAAGACAACAAAAUCCACUGCUGGAACCAAAACUCCGAAGAGCAAAACGGGGAAAUCCUCUCCGAGCUCGCGACCACCAACCAGUGGAACUUUGACGUGGCCUGGUGUCCGCGCAACCCGGCGCUCAUCGCCGGUUCCAGCUUUGACGGCAACGUAACCGUUUAUUCGAUCAACGGGGAAGCGCACGCCUAG
Messenger RNA from Culex quinquefasciatus (southern house mosquito), 775 nucleotides. RefSeq names its product protein transport protein Sec31A. Gene Ontology annotation, biological process: endoplasmic reticulum organization; COPII-coated vesicle cargo loading; intracellular protein transport. The transcript is spliced from 3 exons. Gene Ontology annotation, cellular component: endoplasmic reticulum exit site; COPII vesicle coat. The coding region runs from base 83 to 775 and encodes 230 amino acids. Lineage: Eukaryota; Metazoa; Arthropoda; Insecta; Diptera; Culicidae. Gene Ontology annotation, molecular function: structural molecule activity; protein binding. The record is from RefSeq and is a predicted model, not a curated record.